AAUGCGCAGCGCCUAAUCCCGUGCAGACUAGCAAUAGAUAGUGGCAUCGCCUCGCAAUGGCAUCGUCAGACAUCUCUGCUUAGCUUCAGUUGGUCAGCCGAGGCACACCGGCCGCGCGUCGGCGAUGCAGCAGCGCAAGGCACCCAAGGCGUCCGCGGAGGGCGUCACGGAGCAGGAGGCGUCGCCGGCGGCCGUGCUGCCGAGGACCGCCACGGCGCGCGACUUGCUGGAGGCGGAGGAGGCUCCGGACCAGUGCUCCAUGACGCCGCGGAAGAAGAAUAAGAAGAGGCAGACGGGCGCCGGUGAGAGGCGGUGCAGGCCGGUGCUCAACCUGUUGCUCGUCGCCUUCGUCGUGGCGGUGCUGCUGGCGGUCGUCCUUCUUGCCGACGGCGGCCGCGUUCCCGCGGUCUGGAUCGCCGCUGCCAGAGCCCAGCUGCGUCGAGGUUCCGGUCACGCCUGGUUACCGUACGCGAGGAACGCGCCGGACAAACUCCUCGGCGGCCUCCUGGCCGACGGAGUCGACGGCGAAACAUGCCGCAGCAGGCACGAGUCCUCCGCGUACCGACGGAGCACGCCGCGGCGGCCAUCCCCGUACCUCGUCGCGAAGCUGCGACGGCACGAGGAGCUCCAGCGGCGGUGCGGCCCCGGCAGCGACGCGUACAGCCGCGCCGUCCAGCAGCUGAGCGCCGGCAGGAGCGCCGUCGACGCCGAGUGCAAGUACGUCGUCUCCGUCUGCAACCGCGGCCUCGGCAACCGCAUCCUCGCCGCCGCGUCGGCGUUCCUCUACACGCUGCUCACCGACCGCGUCCUCCUCGUCUACCGGGGCAACGGCAUGGGCGACCUCUUCUGCGAGCCGUUCCCCGGCGCGACGUGGCUGCUGCCCCCGGACUUCCCGGUGGCGGGCCUCGCCAACAUCACCGUCGACGCCGCCGAGACCUACGGCAACAUGCUCAAGAACAAGGUGCUCACGGCGGACUCCAAGGAGCCGGUGCAGGUGCCGGCGUUGGCGUACGCCUACCUUGAACACGACUACGGCGACGGCGACAAGAGGUUCUUCUGCGACGACGACCAGCGCCUCAUGUCAAACAUCCAGUGGCUGGUGGCGAGGAUGGACACCUACAGCGUGCCGGGGCUGUUCCAGGUCCCGUCCUUCGCGGAGGAGCUCGCCGCGCUCUUCCCAGAGAGCGACGCCGUGUUCCACCACCUCGGCCGGUACCUCUUCCACCCGGCCGACCACGUCUGGGGCCUCGUCUCGCGGUACUACCGCGCCUACCUCGCGCGGGCGGAGCAGCUGGUGGGCGUCCAGGUGCGCGUCUUCGACAGCGAGCAGGGCAAGUCGCCGCACGUCCUGCGGCAGAUCACGUCGUGCGUGUGGAAGGAGAAGCUGCUCCCGGAGGUCCUCGCCGCCGGUGAGCCGGUCAUCACGCCGGCGACCGGGGGCAUAUCCAGGACCGUCCUGAUCGCCUCGCUGAGGCCGUGGUUCUACGAGCGCAUCAAGAGCAUGUACUGGGAGCAGCCGACGGCGAGCGGCGAGGACGUGGGCGUGCACCAGCCGAGCCACGAGGAGUACCAGCAGUUCGGCCGAAGGUCGCACGACACCAAGGCGUGGGCGGAGAUGUACCUGCUCAGCCUCUGCGACGUGCUCGUCACCUCCGGCUGGUCCACGUUCGGGUACGUCGCGCAGGGGCUCGCUGGCGUCACGCCGUGGGUCAUGUACCGCCCGCUCAACUUCAGCGAGACACCGGACCCGCCCUGCGGCCGCGACGUGUCCAUGGAGCCCUGCUUCCACACGCCGCCCAUGUACGAUUGCAAGCUCAAACACACGGCGGACACCGCGAGGUCGGUGCCCCAUAUCCGGCGAUGCGAGGACGUGAAAUGGGGCUUGAAGCUUGUUGGCCCCAAAUAGUACGUAGUAGGCACUAGUUACACGGUUUCAGAGCCCAAACUCGAUCACAAGUAGUAAAAUUCUUCUCCAAUCCAGACAUGCAUGUAUUCAGAUCUUUAUUAUAAUAUACUACCUCUGUUCCGAAAUACUUGUAGUUGAAAAAACUUGUAUCAAUUUUCCCUAACUACAAGUAUUUUGAUACCGAGAGAGUAUAUGAAAAAAGCAACAAUAUUCAUAAAUUUCAAAACGAGCACUUAAGAUGCCUACAGAGUUCU
Molecule: messenger RNA, 2160 nt
Organism: Triticum aestivum (bread wheat)
Lineage: Eukaryota; Viridiplantae; Streptophyta; Magnoliopsida; Poales; Poaceae
Product: galactoside 2-alpha-L-fucosyltransferase
Exons: 2
Coding region: 125-1906 (593 amino acids)
Biological process (GO): cell wall biogenesis; xyloglucan biosynthetic process
Cellular component (GO): membrane; Golgi apparatus
Molecular function (GO): galactoside 2-alpha-L-fucosyltransferase activity
Source: RefSeq, a predicted model, not a curated record